CGAAGCACAGGAUGUCAACAAUGCACAAGGAUACAACACACGAUAUGCACUAUCGAAAAGCCAUGUUCGCCCUGUAUCAAGGCUGGUGUGGGAGAUCAGUGCCGCCAAGCACCAAUGGAGGUGGUGCGCAAGAAGUUGCCUGCGUUAUGAGCAGAAGAAAAAGUGUCAGUUUCAGCAACAGAGGGCCGUGUUCUCCUCUCAUGAGAAUGUCUGAUUGACAGCUUUGAGUAAAGACCCUACCGAAGCGCCAACCGGCCAAAUACCGAGAACAACAAGUGGCUGCCCAUGAGCUAGGAAGACGACGGUCGCCUCAGUCACUUUCUUGCUUUCAAUCUUUUUUCCGUUUCCAUCAUUGGACAGACCAAGGUGGAUGUAUCCGGUUUGGAUUUUCUUACCACUGGCCUGUACCACUAUACAUACCUACUCGUCUAUUAUGGUUGACUAUUUCCCACCCAUCCUGUAUUACUGAACGGUUCUUGUCUCAUUAUGUUCUUCCAUCAGUGUACUUGGCUUCUCUGUUUUUGACUUUCCAUCUAUUUUUCCAGCGGUUGGGAAGAGGCUAUACAGCAGCUGUGGUCUUGUAUGCAUGGUCGGCGUUUUGGAUGGUCAAAAUGGUGUAAAAUUGGGCAGGGUAGGGUACGGCAAAGAGGCUGGUAACCACUACUGGUUCUGGGUUCAAAGAGGAGGCAGGUUGUCCGUUAGGUUUUAUCGCGAUUAUGGCUUGGGACAUCAUCACUUUGGAGGACAAAUUAGGCGACAGUACUAGGUAUUGAAUGAGAUUACAGGAGAAUGUCAGGCC
Molecule: messenger RNA, 799 nt
Organism: Neurospora crassa OR74A
Lineage: Eukaryota; Fungi; Ascomycota; Sordariomycetes; Sordariales; Sordariaceae
Exons: 1
Coding region: 12-218 (68 amino acids)
Source: RefSeq, a predicted model, not a curated record